CGGCGCGGGGAGAUGGCGGCGGCGGCGGGCACGGCGGGUCCCGAGCCACCUGGCGUGCUGGGCUCGCUGCUGAGCCGGCUGCCGCUGGCCCCGCGGCGGCGGACCGCCAGCCAGUGCAAACCGGAGCCGCCGCUGCUGCGCACCAGCAAACGGACCAUCUAUACGGCGGGGCGGCCACCCUGGUACAGCGAGACCGGCGCGCCCGUGGACGAGGCCUUCGUCAUCGGUCUGUGCGGCGGCAGUGCCUCGGGUAAGACGACAGUGGCAACACGGAUCAUCGAGGCACUGGACGUGCCCUGGGUCGUGCUGCUCUCCAUGGACUCCUUCUACAAGGUGCUGGAUGAGGGGCAGCAGGCGCUGGCAGCCCGCAGUGACUACAAUUUUGACCACCCUGAUGCCUUUGACUUCGAGCUGCUUGUCAGUGUCCUCCGCAAACUCAAGAAAGGCAAGAGCGUGAAGGUGCCAGUCUACGACUUCACCACGCACAGCCGCCGCCGCGAGUGGAAAACAGUGUACGGGGCCAACGUCAUCGUGUUUGAGGGAAUACUGGCGUUUGCCAACAAGGAGUUGCUGAAGCUCCUGGACAUGAAAGUGUUUGUGGACACGGACUCUGACAUCCGGCUGGUGCGGCGGCUGCAGCGCGACAUCAUGGAGCGUGGGCGUGACAUCGUGGGUGUCAUCAAGCAGUACAACAAGUUUGUGAAGCCAGCCUUUGAGCAGUACAUUGAGCCCACCGUGCAGGUGGCCGACAUUGUGGUGCCCAGGGGUGGGGAAAACUUUGUGGCCCUGGACCUCAUUGUGCAGCAUGUGCACAGCCAGCUGGAGAAGCGCGAGAUCACUGUCAGGGCAGCUCUGGCCUCUGCCCACCAAGGGCAGCCCUUGCCGAAGACACUGAGUGUCCUGGAGAACACGCCACAGGUCCGAGGCAUGCACACCAUCAUCAGGAACAAGGACACAACUAGGGAUGAAUUCAUCUUCUACUCCAAGCGCCUGAUGAGGCUGUUAAUCGAACACGCCCUCUCCUUCCUGCCACUGAAGUCAGUCACUGUGGAGACGCCCCAGGGGACAAUGUAUGAAGGAAAGCGGUUCCACAGGCAGAGGAUCACAGGUGUGUCCAUCCUGCGCGCAGGGGAGACCAUGGAGCAGGCCCUCACUGCUGUCUGCAAGGACAUCCGCUUGGGCAAGAUCCUCAUCCAGACUAACCACGACACGGGUGAGCCCGAGCUCCACUACCUGCGUCUUCCCAAGGAGAUCAGUGAGGACUACGUCAUCCUCAUGGACAGCACCGUGUCCACAGGAGCUGCAGCCAUGAUGGCUGUGAGGGUCCUGUUGGACCACGACGUGCAGGAGGACAGGAUAUUCCUGCUUUCACUGCUGAUGGCUGAGAUGGGAGUACACUCUGUGGCCUAUGCCUUCCCCCGUGUCCGCAUCAUCACCACCGCCGUAGACAAGAGGGUCAAUGAGGAGUUCCACAUCAUCCCAGGCAUUGGUAACUUUGGGGACAGAUACUUCGGCACCGACGCUCCCUCUGCCUGGUGUGAGAGUGACAGCAUGGACUGCUGAGCUGGCCAGCUACAGGGCCAGUCCCUGCCUGUGCCCUCCGGAAGGGCUCUGAGCUGCCAGCCUAUGCCACCUACUUGCAGCAUGGCUCAGCCCUGACAGCCCCAGCUCGAGAAGGCCUUUGCCACCAGCCUUUCCUCCACCUCCAGGAGCCAUCCUCCCCUCGGAGUAGGAGGAGGAGCGGGGGGUGGAGGGAAGGACAGUGGCUCCUGCGCUCAUGGGGACAGGGUGGAUUCCUUGCCUCCAGAGCCCUGCCGGCUGUGCUGGGUGGUCUCCCUGUGGACCAUGCCUAGAGGGGUAGGCCAGUCACCCUCUUCUCUGGGGAGGUUGGGGGUGUAGAGUCCAGCCCCCUUGCAGCUUUCUCCAGGCCAUGGCUGGGCCCUGGGCAGGCUGAAAUUUGUAUUUAUUUGUAUUUAUUUUGUGCAGCUGCCCACCCAGCUCUCUGGCAGGGCUCACCAGCUACUUGAAAAACAUCAGGGAUUGGGGAUCUCUGCAAGGAACCACCUUGUCCCCACUGAUCUGACACUCCAUCCCCUCCCAGGCCGUGGCUGGCAGUGCCACGAGGUCAGGGACCGCUUUGCCCCGCACUGGCCAGAGGGUUUGAUAUUCAAACACUCUUCGCAGCGAGAUCCGGCUCCAUGGGGUCGGCUUGGGGACCAAACCAGGGCUCCUAGCCCCUGGAGGCAGCGAGCAAGGCCAGCUCGGCUGCCACCACCCUUCUUGCUCAGGUUUUUCACUGAAGGGGCAGCAGCAGGAGCAGGGAUUGCUCCAAGCAGGGCCCAGGCUCUGCGCCCCACUUUGCUGGCUGUGCCCCUGGCCCCAGGCGCUGCCCCCUCCCUGCUGCCCUGGCUGCCUUCGUUUUGUACCCCAAUAAAGGAGCAUCAUCACCCUGGGAUGGUA
Pogoniulus pusillus (Red-fronted tinkerbird) is the source of this 2460-nucleotide messenger RNA. RefSeq names its product uridine-cytidine kinase-like 1. The coding region runs from base 13 to 1563 and encodes 516 amino acids. The record is from RefSeq and is a predicted model, not a curated record. Gene Ontology annotation, molecular function: kinase activity; ATP binding. Gene Ontology annotation, cellular component: cytoplasm. The transcript is spliced from 14 exons. NCBI's taxonomy places the organism in Eukaryota, Metazoa, Chordata, Aves, Piciformes, Lybiidae.